This is a messenger RNA of Neoarius graeffei (lesser salmon catfish), 3613 nucleotides long. RefSeq names its product sphingosine-1-phosphate phosphatase 1a (gene sgpp1a). The record is from RefSeq and is a predicted model, not a curated record. The transcript is spliced from 3 exons. Lineage: Eukaryota; Metazoa; Chordata; Actinopteri; Siluriformes; Ariidae. Bases 358 to 1677 code for a protein of 439 amino acids. Gene Ontology annotation, molecular function: sphingosine-1-phosphate phosphatase activity. Gene Ontology annotation, biological process: phospholipid dephosphorylation; sphingosine metabolic process. Gene Ontology annotation, cellular component: endoplasmic reticulum membrane.
CGAGAGCGCGAGGCGCUAGCCGGAGCCUACGAGCUGCUUGGGUUGGUUUGUAAGCGAGCUAGCUUUAGCAGUUUUGUGGUGUUUAAAAGAAGAUUAGCCGUUAGACAGGCAUUUUUCUCCCCGUUAGAUACACAGACAGCAGCGUCAUGAAGAAGCGAAGAGUAACUUGCCGUUAGUUAGUUAGUUAGUUAGUUAGCUAGCUAGCUAGUUAGUAAGCUAGUUAGUUAGUUAGCUAGCUAGCUGUAUGUUUGUGUAUUUCAGAGAAGCGCCACCCUCACCUCACCUCAUCACUCUCAGCGCGCGAGGCUUGGGCUGGGAGCCGCUCGCGGACUGAGCAGGGCUGUGUCUGCUUUUAUAAUGGCGACUGUUAUGUUCACGCUAUUUGUCCGCCUUUGUAGAUACUUGCAGGACCCUUGCCAUGUCGCCAGGUUUCAGCAGCUCUGCGGGGUCAGAGGGACGUUUUCCCGCAGAUCCGCCGAGAAGGAGACCGAGCAGGAUGUGUCUCCUAACGGUGCGUGUAUGAGACAGUGUGACUGUGAUCCAGAAGGAGACACUGAGCCCAGGAAGACUGCGACUCUAAAACAACACGACCCGGUUAACAGCGAGAACCAGGAGGUUCCUGUGAGUAGCCAUGGUGCUGAGAAAUUAGAUUCAAGAGGAAGAGUGAAGCCUCUCCGGAAGAACUCUCUGACCGAUGAUGUUGGCCAGGAGUUCAUUAUCGAGAACAAGUUCCUCUUCUACCUGUUCACCAUGGGCACCGAACUGGGCAACGAGAUGUUCUUCAUCGUGUUCUUCCCCUUCUUGAUGUGGAAUGUAGAUGCAUGUGUGAGCCGGCAGGUGAUCGUUGUGUGGGUCUGGGUGCUGUUCUUCGGACAGACCACCAAAGACCUGGUGCGCUGGACACGACCUGCUUCUCCACCCGUGGUCAAAGUGGAGGUCUUUUACAACUUCGAGUACAGCAUGCCAUCAGUGCAUGCCAUGACCGGAACCUCUGUCCCUUUCUGUCUUUUCCUGCUCACUUACAACCGCUGGGAGUAUCCUUUCCUGUUUGGACUGAGUGUGGCCACAUGCUGGAGUUUCCUGGUAUGCAUAAGCAGAAUCUACAUGGGAAUGCAUUCUGUCUUGGAGGUGAUCACAGGCUUCCUGUACAGCUUGCUGAUCCUGGCUGGCUUUCUGCCUGUGCUGGAAGACAUCGACACAUUCUACUUAUCCAACCGCAUGGCUCCUGCACUCAUUCUGCUGCUGCAUGUGGGCUUGGCCAUGCUCGCCUUCGCUCUGGAUUCGUGGAGUACGUCCCGAGCUGACACCGCCCAAGCUCUGGCUACCGGUGCAGGGGGUGCACUGGCAAGCCACCUCAACCAGCAGCUGAGCCUGCAGCCUGACCCGCCUGCCUCCUCGCUACCCCUAAAGAUGCCCUCCAUCACCGGAGCACUGCUGGGACGCUCUGUUCUCCGCUUACUGAUCGGUGUGGCAGCUCUGCUGGCUGUGCGUGCAAUCAUGAAGGCCAUCGCCAUCCCACUAGCCUGCCAUUUAUUCGGCGUACCAUCUAACGAUGUACGCAAGGCGCGACAGAACCCUCGUGUGGAGCUUACUUACCGCUUCCUGGUUUAUGGAACAGUGGCCUUUUGCUGCGUCUUCCUUGUGCCGUUGCUCUUCCUCGGUCUGAACCUGUCGUGAAGAAACUGUUGGGCUUCUGCCUUCGCCAGUAAUGUGUUUAUCAGAUAAAGUCUCUGGGAGCACCCUGGACGGACACAACAGUUUUCCAGAAAACAUUUUUGGGAGUCAGCUGGCAUUAGAAGGCAAAGAAACCACUAAACUUUAAGUAAAUGGUUUUGUUUGUUUUUUUCUUCCAUCCUUUUUAUCUGAUUUUAUUGUCACUUAUUAAUAUGUCAAUUUUAAAUGUUUCUAUCCUUAACCUUUUUAAAUCUUUCUUUAAUAAACCAAAGUGUCAUUGAUUGACUGACUGUGCUAGAGGAUAAAUAUUAGAUCAGGCAGCUUUUUGCACAACUCCACAUGAAGAAUGAUGGGUUGGUCAACAUCAGUAAUGAGUCCAUAAGGAAAUCAUGAAGUUUAAAGCAAGGUGGACAGAAAUUCAUUAAUGACUGUUAAAAAAAAAAAAAAACUUAUUCACUGAGUUGCCAGUUUACUCCAUAACUGUACUGACCAAUUGCUAAUACCUUCUAGCUAUGUUUUGUUCAGGCUGUAGCCCAUUUGUUGCAAUGCAAAAUAUGGCAGCAUCCACAUUUUGUUAAUUUUUCCACCAAUUUGUUUCCCUUUGCCUUUCUUCUACCACGUGACACAAACUAGGACGUGGACGGAGCUAAAAAUUGUGCAAUCUAUUGAUUGGUCAAAUGCAGUCGCACAGAGCCGCCUGAUUUGUAGUUAUCUGACUGGAUAGUGUUAUAUGACUUGCACUAAGCCAGGACAUGGAUUUGUUCCUGAGCCGCACUGUUUGACUGAAAAAUACUGAAACUGUCCAGAGCUACAGUCAGUCAUUGUGUACGUACACAGCACAUCUGUAUGGGUGUGGUGUAGCUAUGACACAGUUGUGCUUAAUACACUGUUUGCGUCACAAACGUGAACAAAAGCGUCUGCUGCAGAAUUAAACAACAAUAUUUAGGACCAUUUCUGUUUGGUCACGUGAGGAUCCGGUUUGUUUUAUCUCCACCCGUCUCCUCAACAGCCUUCCUACCUACACCCAUCCUGCACCAUUGUGUUCGACAGUACAUUUGGCUCCUUUCCCACCAAAUUAAGCCUGCUCACACUCGCAAGCUCUGUCUGCUCAUGUUAAACUUGUAAAUACAAACCCACCCCUGAGGGUUUUCCCUAUUUAGGUCUUUCUUUGUCUCCUAAUACUUGAUCCUGAAUCAUGUUUUGGGUUUUUUUUUUUUGUUUUUUCCCCGACUUCAGAGCAGCUCAGCUAAAAAGUCGGACUUGUGUUUGAAGUUUUCAGACUAGUGAUAUGUCGUCAUACUUGAUGGUGCGCAGUUUCUUAAAUUUAAAUCUUCCUGUGUUUUGUUUUGUUUACUUUGCAUUUUGUGUUAAAUUGAUCAUUUUUGAAAGAAAAAAGGGGGCGGUGGUUUCCUGUUUCUUCAUUGUGUGUGCAUAAAUUCAUACAUGCCCAAUCUAAAUCUCUGGACUCCAGCCCUGUGGCCUCUUUGUCUCUCACACAGUCUCUUGGAUCAUUUCACACCUGCAAGGCCACAGGGCUGAUGAGAAGGGACUUCAGCUUGAGUCAUUUCCUUGGAUAACAUUUUAUCGCUAUAUAUCCCUCAUCUCAUUAUCUGAAGCGGCUACAGAUCGCUAUAUGUGUGUGUGUGUGUGUGUGUGUGUGUGUGUUUAUUUUUAUAUAUACAGGAGAGAGGCUAUUACACGGUUGCACAAAGAUAUUAAGUUUAUCUCUGAGUGGUGAGCGUAUUUCACGAGUGAGCAUAGCAAAUGAUAAACUUCAUAUCUUCUCACCACUGUGUAAUGUUCUUUAUAUUAUAUGGACACAUCCACACACACAAAAAUACGCUCGUUAAUCAUCUCAUCUCAUUAUCUCUAGCCGCUUUAUCCUGUUCUACAGGGUCGCAGGCAAGCUGGAGCCUAUCCCAGCUGACUACGGGCGAAA